Messenger RNA from Larimichthys crocea (large yellow croaker), 6048 nucleotides. It is a transcript of the gene myo5b, whose product is annotated as myosin VB. Gene Ontology annotation, molecular function: ATP binding; actin filament binding; microfilament motor activity. NCBI's taxonomy places the organism in Eukaryota, Metazoa, Chordata, Actinopteri, Sciaenidae. Gene Ontology annotation, cellular component: cytoplasm; actin cytoskeleton; membrane. The record is from RefSeq and is a predicted model, not a curated record. The transcript has 38 exons. Gene Ontology annotation, biological process: actin filament organization. Bases 1 to 5343 code for a protein of 1780 amino acids.
AUGGCGAGUGAUUACUACCCGUACUCCAAGCCUCUGGAGUACCCUGUGGGUCCAAAGCGUAACCCCCUUCCUUUCCUCCGUAACCCCGACAUCCUGGUUGGGGAGAAUGACCUCACUGCUCUCAGUUACCUGCAUGAACCUGCUGUCCUGCACAACCUCAGAGUCCGCUUCCUUGAGUCCAACCACAUCUACACGUACUGCGGGAUUGUGCUGGUGGCCAUCAACCCGUAUGAGCAGAUGCAGAUCUACGGAGAGGAGGUGAUCACGGCCUACAGCGGUCGGAACAUGGGCGACAUGGACCCUCACAUCUUCGCCGUGGCUGAGGAGGCCUACAAGCAAAUGGCCAGAGAUGAGAGGAAUCAGUCGAUCAUUGUGAGCGGAGAAUCCGGAGCAGGAAAGACGGUCUCUGCGAAGUAUGCCAUGCGUUUCUUUGCCACAGUUGGUGGCUCGGCCAAUGACACGAACGUGGAGGAGAAGGUUCUCGCCUCCAGCCCCAUCAUGGAGGCGAUCGGAAAUGCAAAGACCACUCGGAACGACAACAGCAGUCGCUUCGGGAAGUACAUCCAGAUCGGGUUCAGCCGGCGUUAUCACAUAAUCGGUGCCAACAUGAGAACAUACCUGCUGGAGAAGUCACGGGUCGUUUUUCAGGCUGAGGAUGAGAGGAAUUAUCACAUAUUCUACCAGCUGUGUGCCUCCGCCAGUUUACCUGAGUUCAAAGACCUCCGCCUCACCAGCGCAGAGGACUUCACCUUCACGUCUUUAGGUGAGAACAUCUUCAUUGAGGGAGUGAACGACGCAGAAGACUUUCAAAAGACCCGAGAGGCCUUCACACUGCUGGGGAUAAAGGACAGCAGUCAGAGCAGCAUCUUUAAAGUCGUCGCGUCCAUCCUUCAUCUGGGAAACAUUGAGAUCUGCUCGGAGCGAGAUGGAGAGUCAUGUCACAUCUCAAGGGACGACCUCCACCUGAAGCACUUCUGCCAGCUGCUGGGCGUGGAGCUGCAGCAGAUGGAGCACUGGCUCUGUCACAGGAAGUUGGUCACUGCGUCUGAGACGUACGUGAAGAACAUGUCCAGCAAACAGGCCAUCAACGCCCGCGACGCGCUCGCUAAACACAUCUACGCACGCAUGUUCGACUGGAUCGUGGAGCACAUCAACAUGGCCCUGCAGACCUCCUCCAAACAGCACUCCUUCAUCGGAGUCCUGGACAUUUACGGGUUCGAGACCUUCGAGGUGAACAGCUUCGAGCAGUUCUGCAUCAACUACGCCAACGAGAAGCUUCAGCAGCAGUUCAACUCUCAUGUGUUUAAGUUGGAGCAGGAGGAGUACAUGAAGGAGCAGAUCCCCUGGACUCUGAUCGACUUCUAUGACAACCAGCCCUGCAUCGACCUGAUCGAGGCUCGACUCGGCAUCCUGGACCUGCUGGAUGAAGAGUGUAAAGUGCCAAAGGGGACGGAUCAGAACUGGGCCCAGAAGCUCUACAAACAGCACUCCAGCAGCGCUCACUUCCAGAAACCUCGUAUGUCCAACACCUCCUUCAUCAUCAUACACUUCGCCGAUAAGGUCGAAUAUCAGUGUGAAGGCUUCCUGGAGAAGAACAGAGACACCGUGUACGAGGAGCAGAUCAAUAUCCUGAAGGCCAGCCAGUUUCAGCUGGUUGCAGAUCUGUUUCAUGACAAAGACGACGUCGCCUCCUCAAAGUCGUCCAGAGUGAAUGUCCGAGCCGCCAAAUCGACUCCCAAAGGCCCGAACAAAGAGCACCGCAAGACCGUGGGACACCAGUUCCGCUCCUCUCUUCAUCUUCUCAUGGAGACUCUGAACGCGACGACUCCUCACUACGUUCGCUGCAUCAAACCAAACGAUAACAAGGAGGCCUUCUCGUUCGAUUCGAGGCGAGCGGUGCAGCAGCUCAGAGCCUGCGGAGUCCUGGAGACCAUCCGGAUCAGCGCCGCUGGGUAUCCAUCCAGGUGGACGUACCCAGAUUUCUUCAGCAGGUAUCGAGUGCUGCUGAAGAAGUCUGACAUGACGUCAACAGACAAGAAACUGGUCUGUAGAAACCUGCUGGAGACUCUAAUCAAGGAGCCGGACAUGUACCAGUUCGGUAAGACAAAGAUCUUCUUCCGGGCCGGACAGGUGGCGUACCUGGAGAAGCUCCGGGCCGAUAAGUUCCGCUCAGCCUGUAUCAUGAUCCAGAAGACGGUUCGAGGUUGGCUGCAGAGAGUCCGAUACCGAAAGAUCCGCAAGUCUGCCAUCACUCUGCAGAGAUACGGCCGCGGGUACCUGGCCCGCAGAUACGCCGACUUCCUGCGCCUGACUCGAGCGGCGCUCGUCUGUCAGAAACAGUUCCGCAUGGUGAGAGAUCGACAGGCGUACCUGAGAGUGAGACAGGCUGUGGUCACCAUCCAGGCCUUCACCAGAGGGAUGUUCACCCGCAGGAUCUACCAGGAGUUCGUCCUCCACCACAAAGCGAUGGUCAUCCAGAGGAGCGUCCGUGGUUGGCUGCAGAGGAGGAAGUUCCGGCGAGCUCGUGCGGCGGCCGUCAUCAUUCAGUGUGCGUGGAGGAGGCGGCGAGCCAAGCGUCAGCUGCAGCAGCUGAAGAUCGAAGCUCGCUCUGCAGAACACCUGAAGAAACUCAACACGGGCAUGGAGAACAAGAUCGUCCAGCUGCAGAGGAAGAUGGACGACCAGUCGAAGGAGUACCGGGCUCAGAACGAGCAGCUCCUGGUGGUAAACACCUCGCUGGGCUCGGAGGUGAACAAGCUGCAGAAGCAGCUGGAGCAGAUCCAGAGUCAACGUGGAGGAGAAGGAGGUCAGCUGACAUCUCUGCAGGAGGAGCUGGAGAGGCUGAGGGAGGAGCUGAAGGAGGCGUCAGCCCUGAGGAAGAAGAUGGAGGAGGAGCACGGCACCGAGAAACUGGAUCUGCAACAGAGGGUGGAGGAGUUGGAGGAGGAGAACUCUCUGCUGAAGAGCGAGAAGGAGGAGCUGAACCGGAGGAUCGUUCAGAACUCAAAGAGCUUUGACGAAGACGGCAGCAGUGUGUCCCUGCAGAAAGACCUGGACCAGGAGCGGCAGCGGUACCAGAACCUCCUCAAAGAGUUCUCCAGACUGGAGCAGAGAUACGACAACCUGAAGGAGGAGCUGACUCUGACCAAGUUCCAGCCCGGCCACAGGAGAAACCCGUCCAAUCAGAGCAGCCUGGAGUCGGACUCCAACUACCCGUCCAUCUCCACCUCGGAGGUCGGAGACACCGAGGACUCCGUUCAGCUGGUGGAGGAGCUGGGCGUGGAGAAGGCGGCGAUGGACAUCAGUCUGUUCAUGAAGCUGCAGAAGAGAGUCCGAGAGCUGGAGCAGGAGAGGAAGAGGCUGCAGGCCAGCGUGGACAAGAUGGAGGAGCUCACCAAGAGCAAGGGUUCUGAGUCGAGGAGUCCGCCCUCCGAGCAGGAGACUGCAGAUCUGGCCUACAACAACCUGAAGAGACAGGAACUGGAAACUGAGAACAAGAAACUGAAGGAUGACCUGAACACGCUGAGGAAGUCCAUCUCUGAGCGUGCGUCUCAGAACAGUUCGUCAAAUGAACUGCAGGAUAGCUACAACCUGCUGCUGAGUCAGCUCAAAUCAGCCAAUGAGGAGCUGGAUGCCCGCAAGGAGGAAGUCCUGAUCUUGAAGAGUCAGAUCGUCAGCAACGCUCAGCUGCAGGAGAAGAACGAUCUCAUCACGGAGAGAAACGAAGUUCUUGAACUGAACAACAGCAAAGAGCCGCUGGACAAAGACGAGGCUCUCAAAGCUUGUCAUGGACUGACGGAGGCCAAGAAGCUCCUGGAGGCUCAGCUGCAGACCCAGUCCAGGCAGCACAAAGACGAGCUGGAGGCUCUUCACACUCAGAUCGAGCUGCUGAGAGACGACAUCGAGAAGAAGCAGGAGAUCCUCAACUACACCUCGUCCCUGUCCCCGGAGGCCCGGGUGGAGUUCAGCAUCCAGCAGGAGAUCACACGGCUCACCAACGACAACCUGGACCUCAAGGAGUUGGUGGAGAAACUGGAGAAGAACGAGAGGAAGCUGAAGAAGCAGCUGAGGAUCUACAUGAAGAAAGUCCAGGAGCUGGAAGCUUCUCAGGCCGCCGCCCAGACCAGCAAGUCCAGACCAGAACUGAGUCGUCAGGUGACGGUCCAGAGGAAGGAGAAGGAUUUCGAAGGGAUGCUGGAGUACUACAAGGAGGAUGAAGGCCUGCUGCUCAAAACUCUGAUCACAGACAUCAGGCCCAACACCGUGUCGGCCACCGUUCCAUGUCUGCCAGCUUAUGUCCUUUUCAUGUGUAUCCGCCACGCUGACUACAUCAACGAUGACCAGAAGGUGGAGUCUCUGCUCACCUCCACCAUCAACUCCAUCAAGAAGGUCCUGAAGAAGAACAACGAAGACUUUGAGAUGACGUCCUUCUGGUUGGCCAACACCAGCCGUCUUCUCCACUGUCUGAAGCAGUACAGCGGUGACGAGGUGUUCAUGACGCAGAACACGGCAAAACAGAACGAACACUGUCUGAAGAACUUUGACCUAGCAGAGUACCGACAGGUGCUGAGCGACCUCUCCAUCCAGAUCUACCAGCAGCUCAUUAAGGUGGCCGAGGGCAUCAUCCAGCCCAUGAUCGUGUCGGCCAUGUUGGAGAGUGAGAGCAUCCCCAGCCUGGCAGGCGUGAAGCCGAUGGGCUACAGGAACCGUUCCUCCAGCAUGGACACUGACGCCGGCGGGCCCAGCAGCUACACUCUGGAGGCGCUGAUCCGCCAGCUGGGACAGUUUCAUGCCACCAUGCGGGACCAUGGUUUGGACCCCGAGAUCGUGGGUCAGGUGGUGCGACAGCUCUUCCACUGCAUCAACGCCGUCUCACUGAACAACCUGCUGCUGCGCAAAGACGUGUGCUCGUGGAGCACUGGCAUGCAGCUCAGGUACAACACCAGUCAGAUGGAGGAGUGGCUGAGAGCGAACAACCUGUAUCAGAGUAAAGCUGCAGCCACGCUGGAGCCCAUCAUCCAGGCCGCUCAGCUGCUGCAGGUGAAGAAGAAGACGACGCAGGACGCCGAGGCCAUCUGCUCGCUGUGCAGCGGCCUCACCACGCAGCAGAUCGUGAAGAUCCUGAACCUCUACACGCCGCUCAACGAGUUCGAAGAGAGGGUCACCGUGUCGUUCAUCAGGAACAUUCAGAAUCGUCUCCAGGACAGAAACGAUCCUCCUCAGCUCCUCGUGGACACCAAGCAGACGUUCCCGGUCCUCUUCCCGUACACGCCGUCCGCUCUCAGCCUGGAGACGCUGCACAUUCCCGCCUCGCUCGGCCUCGACUUCCUCAUCCGGGUCUGAAAGCUCCGCGGCCGACCACUGACCCGCCGACACAUCGAGCUGAACGCCGGAGAGACGGACGGGCUGCUACCACAGUGUGUUUGUGUCCUCGUGCAGGCCGCUGUAACACUUCCUGUCCUCCAACACAGAGAGGAUCAGGUCCAGGACAGGAAGUGAGCAGGUAGUCAACAGGAAGUGAGCAGGUAGUCAACAGGAAGUGAGCAGGUAGUCAACAGGAAGUGUUGGGCGGGUCAAUGGUCAGCGAGGACACAUAAAAACACAAAUUUCAGAUUUACUUCCUGUUUGUUUGUCACUGCAUCGACCUCUUUUGAUGACAUCAUCUUCUUCUGGUGUUCUCAUUGGAGAAUCGGCGCCACCUGAUGUUCACAGACAGAUGAGCGCUUGUCCCACAAUGCAGUGCAAGAACGACGGCUGACUCUUCAGUGACGAUGCAACACGAUGGCGAUGAUGAUGUCAGAGACGUCAGUUUAGUGUCUGUAAGGACGUAGCAUUAGCAGCGUAGCUGAAGUAAAUGAUAGUCAUGUGACCUGGACCAGUCAUCUGUCCCCGUCUGUCCUCAUCUGUCCCCGUCUGUCCUCAUCUCUACCUGUCUGUCCUCGUCUGUCCCCAUCUGUCCUCAUCUCUACCCGUCUGUCCUCGUCUGUCCCCGUCUGUCCUCAUCUCUACCCGUCUGUCCUCGUCUGUCCUCAUCUCUACCCGUCUGUC